CUCUUUGGGAGCGUUUAACGUGCUGACCUCGGCGAGACGCGGGGCCCCUUCUCGCGGUUGACGCCUUCGAGGAGUGUUCACCAAGCGACUCGUCCGGAGGUCGUCAGGUGUGCGCCAGAAGUGACCCGACGUCGCAGCUAGCUCAGGGGGCUGCGCUAAAAGAGCGCCUCGCGAGCUAGCGUCAGGACGCGCUGCCGCCAGCUAACCGAGGGGACGUAACGUUUAACGUGGGAGAGCGACGUGACGGCAGAAGGGCCUUCUCCUUCGGGAUAUAUGGUGUCUGUUAUCUCCAGGAAACGUCACGCUAGUAGUUAUCUGCACGAGCGAGCCUGGAGAGACACUGAAGACACAGCACAGGCAACAGAUGGAGAUGAACACGUCCUUCCCAUGGGUUCCCAUGAGUCUCACCUGGAGGGGGAGGGUGUUGUGAGAAGGAAGAGCAGAACACAAGGGGACUAUAAAUAAUCAUGAAUCUCCAUCAGGUCCUUACAGGAGCUGUCAACCCUGGAGACAAUUGUUUCUCUGUAGGGAGCGUCAACAAUGUGCCAUUCACGGCCUAUGCGUCAGGAUGCGACGUGGUGAUUUUGGGCAGUGACUUUGAGCGACUGCAGAUCAUCCCGGGGGCCAAGCAUGGCAACAUCCAGGUCUGCUGCGUCGACUGCUCCCUGCAGGGCGGACAGAUUGCAGCUUCCUAUGGAAGCAUCGUGUGCGUCUUUGAGCCGGUUCAGCAUCCAGAUCAAAAAGACACUUCACUGACUAAGUUGAAUUGCCAAUGGCAGAAGACCGGUCAAUUUGUAUUAAAGUCUAUGGUACGGAACCUUGCCUGGCACCCCACAGGCUGUACGCUUCUCACGGGCUCUAGUAGCCUCCAGCUUUGGUCCAAUGUAGCUGGAGAGGAAGAUGAAGCUGAGGAAGUGGGAACGCAGACGGGGAUGACCAUCGGAGAGACUCAUUCCGCCUGGAGGUGCAUCUGGCAGAGCAAGAUGGCAUCUCAAGUCAGUUUAAUGAAGUUCUCUCCUGACGGGGAAUUCUUUGCUACGGCUGGUCAGGACGACUGCCUGGUGAAGGUCUGGUACAACACCAGUAAGUGGAAGUUGGGUGUUUCCAGACUCUUCACGCCUCCAGAGCCCAGUGAAUGCUUCCAGGGAGAGCUGGCCUUCUCCUUUGUGUACCUGGCACAUCCCCGUUCUGUUACCGGCUUCUCAUGGAGGAAGACCAGCAAGUACAUGCCACGCGGCGCGGUGUGCAACGUUCUGCUCACCUGCUGUAAGGACAGCGUGUGUCGGCUCUGGGCGGAGACGCUCUUGCCGGGCGACGGCCUCCUGUCUGGUUACCAUAACAACCAUGCUUCGAGCCAACACGGUGACACACCGGGAUGUGCCGGCCCUCCUGGCACCACCUGCAAUGGGAAAUUACGAGGAAGAACAGCACAAGAAUUGAACUUUCAAAGAUACCUGCGUGGCUCUUUUCACCGGGACGUCCCGCAGCCCUCCUUGACUUGCGGCCUGCCUCACCAUCAGAGCCGGCACUACAGCCACAAGAGGAGCGGCAGCAACCGGCCGCACGCCAACGCGCUCUGCCACUUCCACAUCGCUGCCAGCAUCAACCCUGCCACAGACAUUCCUCUGCUGCCCUCCAUCUCCUCUCUGAGCUCCGUGGACGACGAGGAGCCCGGAGGUCUGUUCACUGUCCACUGGCUCAACAACAAAGAGCUCCAUUUCACUUUAGCGAUGGACGUCUUCUUGCAGCAGCUCCGAGGCAGCCUGGAGCAGCAGGACGACGGCGCCAAUGAAGUGCCUGAGGAUGACUCUGAUGAAGAUAAUAGCAGCAGACCAAGCGACUCCCAGGCUACUGAGGCUGCAGAGCUCCCUCUGGCAGCAGUGAAGCACCAGGUGGACGUGCUGCUAGAAGAGUGGAACAAAGGAGCAGACAUGCUGUUCAGUAUCCAUCCCAUGGACGGCUCUCUGCUGGUCUGGCAUGUCGACUGGUUGGAUGAAUACCAGCCGGGCAUGUUCAGACAAGCUCAGGUGUCCUUCGUGUCCCGUAUCCCUGUGGCGUUCCCCACAGGCGACGCCAUCUCCUUGAGCCACAGUGUGGUGAUGUAUGCCUGCAACAAGAACGUGGAUCUGGCCAUCCAACAUGGCAGGAAGCGGCCACCUGGGAGCGCUUUGCCUCAAACCAAGUCUGCUCUCAUAAGCUACGGAGGUCAAGGGAAAGCUGCGCCCAGCAGCAGUCUCAGAUUCAGCAUCUUCACCCCCAGCGUCCUCAUGAUUUCCAAACACGCCGAUGGCUCUCUGAACCAGUGGGCCGUCGGCUUCGCGGAGGACUCUGCUUUCUCUACCGUGCUCAGCGUGUCUCACAAGUCGAGGUACUGCGGCCACCGCUUCCACCUCAACGACCUGGCCUGUCACUCGUUGCUGCCGCUGCUCCUCACCACCUCGCACCACAACGCCUUGAGGACGCCGGAGGCCGACAGCCUCCUGGCCCCUGCGGACGCCUACUCUUCUGGUUUCUCUCGUCCGGCGUUUCUGCCCCGGGGGUUGCGGUCCAGCCGGGCGUCCCUGGGCGCGGUGUCCCAGGAUCCCAACGCGAUCUACAGUGAACUGAUUCUAUGGCGAGUGGACCCCGUCGGCCCGCUGUCUUUGUCCGGCGGGGUCUCCGAGCUCGCUCGGAUCAAUUCCCUUCAUGCGUCAGCGUUUGCUCAAGUAGCCUGGCUGCCCACAUUCAUUCCCAGCAGCUGUUUAGGUGUGUACUGUAACUCUCCCAGCGCCUGCUUCGUGGCAAGCGACGGCCACUCGCUCCGGAUGUAUCAGGCUGUUAUUGAAGCUAAGAAACUCCUGAGUGAGCUCUCCAAUCCAGAGAUAUCAAAAUAUGUUGGAGAGGUGUUUAACAUCAUCAGUCAGCAAUCUACAGCAAAACCAGGAUGUAUUAUAGAGCUCGAUACCAUUACUGACUUUCAGGGGAAGGAGACGCAGCUCCUGCAUGUUUUUGAAGAGGAUCUGAUCCUCGGCAGUGAGAGAAGAGAGAGCCCGCAGCAAACACCUGAUGCCCCUCACACUGCCUCUAGCAAGGUGGCGUUCUCUGCGCGUUUUUUCCUCGUUGUGGUCGAAUUGACCCCAUCGGGUCGCUCGCUCCUCCACAUGUGGCAUCUCCAUCUCGCUGCUCGACCCAUCAUCAUGGAAGAGACCACGAUGGAGGCGAACGUGACCUCAGCUUCUCCUCUGAACAGCUCUACGUUCAGCUAUGACGAGUUCACUUCUCCAGUGGGUCAGAAGAGUAAACCCUGCACUUCCAACCUGCAAAGUGCCUGUCGCCUCAGCCUCACAACACACCGGCUGUACAGCCAAGAGAUGGCUCUCCCUGAAGGGGUGGAAGCCAUCAGUGUCACGCCAUCAGCAGGUCACUUGAGCGCGUCAUGUUCUCUGCCGGCUGAUCGCGUGCCCUACCUCCUUGCUACUUCCUGUUCCGAUGGAAAGGUGCGCUUCUGGAGGUGCGUUGUUAUUGCGACGGAGCCUUCCGGUGUGGACCGCUUGGUUUACCAGUGGGAGGAGUGGCCUCUGCUGGUGGAGGCGAGACUUCCCAACAGCAGCGCAGUGGAGGUGCAAGGUCGUCCCAUCGAGGUCAGCUGCUGCCACUCCGGACGGAUUGCAGUUGCCUACAAGCGGAUACCAACCACAAGUCUGAUCUCAACACCGUAUCUGAACUCUCUCCAACUGUUGACUUCUCCUCCUACCCUGUCUUCCUCCCCUUAUAUGCACAACAAUAACAACAACAACACCCGCCUGACUCCAACUCUGACUGUGCAGCAUAGCCCAAAUCUCUCUCUAAGCCCCAACGCAGCAAACUCUCAAGAGCCUUUGGUCCACAUUGGCAUCUUCCAGUGCGAGUCCACUGGUGGUUCACAGUGGCAUCUAGAGCAGACCCUAGUCCUGGACAGCACAGACCUCCCUGUCCACGAGGACUGUCCUGGGUCUACUAGUAAGAACCUGGUUCAUUUGGACUGGGUCUCCCAAGAAGAUGGGUCACAUGUUCUGACUGUUGGUAUUGGGACAAAGAUUUAUAUGUACGGCCGUCUCGCUGGGAAACCUCCAGAACUGGGCUUGACAUCCGAUGCCAGUCGAGACCAGAGCUCGUCGCGCCUGGUUCUGAUUCAAUCGGUGGAUCUGGUCUCCUCUGUCGAAGGCUCGUUACCCAUUCCAGUCUCCCUCUCCUGGGUGAGAGAUGGCAUCUUGGUAGUAGGCAUGGACUGUGAGAUGCACGUCUACUCCCAGUGGCAGCCGCCAGCGCCAAUCAAACCCAACUCCCCGAUUGCCCAGGACACCGACAUCAGCAGCAGCGUCUCCUCUAUCAUCUCAGCCAUCAGGCAGUGCCAGGAGGACGGUCCCGGCUCCGGGGCCCCCGUGUCUUCACUUGCCCCUCCCAAAAAGUCCUUGACGAGAUCAAUGAUGAGUCUGGCUCAGAAACUCAGUGGGAAGAGAACAGCGUACGACCUGCCUGUCGAGAUGGAGGAUUCUGGGCUUUUCGAAGCAGCUCACCAACUCUUCCCCACUCUGCCUCAGUACCAUCCUGUACAGUUACUGGAGCUCAUGGAUCUCGGGAAGGUUCACCGUGCCAAAGCGAUCUUGUCCCACCUGGUGAAAUGCAUCGCGGGAGAAGUUGUGGCACUUAAAGACAGCACAACCAAUCCUGAGAAACGUGUGCGCUCUCGAACAAUCAGCGCUGGAGGAAGCGCCGCGAGGGAUCGGAAGAUGUUCAGCAAAGCGGAGAACGCCACCCCCGACUACACGGAGAUAAGCUCCAUCCCACCACUGCCUCUGUACGCUCUGCUGGCAGCCGAUGAGGAUACAUUACCAAAACCUGAUAAAGUGAUCAGUGUGAGUGGAGAUAGUGGACACGGUUCCAUUCACACUGAUGUUUAUGAAGAGCUCUUUCACACACCCACCGUUGCAGACCUGGACCCCCUGGAAGACGAUCAGGAGGAAACGGGGAACAAGGUUAUCGACCUGUCCCAGUACAGUCCCACACAGUUUGGUCCGGAACAUGCUCAGGUUCUGUCCAGUCACCUCCUUCAUUCCAGUUUGCCGGGCUUAACCCGCAUGGAGCAGAUGUCUCUCAUGGCGCUGGCCGACACCAUCGCUACCUCAAGCACGGACCUCAAGGACAGCCAGAGCACAAGCAAAGGUGGAGAGACGCUGGACGAGUGUGGUCUGAAGUUCUUGCUGGCCGUCCAACUCCACACCUUCCUCUCUACCUCACUGCCUCCAGCACACCGAGCACAGCUGCUGCGGCAAGGCCUGUCCACGUGUCAUUACGCCUGGGCCUUCCACUCUGAGGCUGAAGAGGAGCUGCUGAACAUGCUGCCCUCCCUCCACAAGGGAGAGCCCACCUGGCCUGAGCUGCGCUCCAUGGGCGUGGGCUGGUGGCUGCGCAGCAGCAACAAGCUACGCAGGUGUAUUGAGAAGGUUGCCAAGACGGCUUUACAGAGAAACAAUGAUCCUCUGGAUGCAGCUAUAUUUUACCUCGCACUGAAGAAAAAGGCGGUGGUCUGGGGAUUGUACAGGUCUCAGAAGAAUGCCAAAAUGACCGAGUUUUUCCGCAACAACUUCAGCGAGGACCGGUGGAGGAAAGCGGCGUUGAAAAAUGCGUUUUCUCUGCUUGGAAAGCAGCGGUUCCAGCAUUCUGCAGCCUUCUUCCUUCUCGCCGGCUCCCUUAAGGACGCUGUGGAGGUGUGCAUAGAGAAACUGCAGGACCUGCAGCUUGCCCUGGUGAUCUCCAGACUGUACGAGUCUGAGUUUGAGACGGCGUCCACCUACAAAAAGAUCCUCCAGAGACAUGUUCUGGGACAAGACAAACAGAUUCAAGCCCACCAGGACCCGUUCCUACGCAGCAUGGCUCACUGGGUCCUGGAGGACUACAGCGGAGCCUUAGACACUCUACUGGAGCAGCCGGCAACCGGCUUCAGCUCCGGGUGCACGGAGAGCAAAUGUGAUGCAGGUUCCUCCUCGGUGUCCACGUGUAACCCAGAAGUGUUCAACUUCUACACCUACCUUCGAACACACCCACUUCUCCUUCGCCGGCAUUUUGGCUCCUCAGACAAGGCGAAGGUUGGACUGACGGCUGAGGGCCGCCGGCCUGACUCCAUUAGCCUGGAGGAGCGGAGGCUGUUUUUCACAGCUGCGUACGCACACCUGCAAGCUGGCUGCCCCAUGCUGGCACUUGAAGUCCUCUCCAAGAUGCCCAAAGUCCGCAAGCACUCCGAGCUGCCCAACCAGGCCGCUGACCUCAGUGUCGGGAGCGUGAACGGACAAACAUCCAACCCGGAUUGGUCUCAGACGACUCUGAACGGCUACGAGUCGGACGGACACAGCUUAUCCAACAGCCAUUCGGAUUCAGUGUUAAGUUUUGACUGGAGCCACCAGUCACCGGCGCAUACAGAUGAGCCCCUGGAGCUGAGAUGGGACAGUGACAAAGAUGGAGAGGAUGAAGAGGAAGAUGAGGAAGGAGAAGCUACAAAUGUCGACGGCAGCAGUGUGUUCCAGGACACACGGGACGCCACGUCGCCGCUAAUGGAGACGGACACGGGAGAGGACAGUGAGAACUGCCACGACUUCAUCGCUCCGUGUCAUGACAUCUUGGCGGCCCAACUGAAGUUUACCGCCUGCCUGAAGAUCAUGACCAAUGAGCUCCGGACGCUGUCCAACGGGUACGAGCUGGAUGGAGGGAAGCUGCGUUGCCAGCUCUACCAGUGGUUGGAGAGAGAGGUGGUGGCACUCCAGCGUUGCUGCAGCUACAAGCCGUGCUUGCCAGAGCUGUCUGUCCAGGGUGAUGCCCCCGAUUCUGGGUUGGUGGAGGAGGAACAGCCGGGAAGUCCUCCUGGUCACCGGCAGCGGAGUAGGAGACACUGGCUGCAGAGCAACCAGCCCUUACUGAGGAUGUUCCUGAGCUACUGCAGCCUGCACGGCUCUCACGGUGGAGGACUGGCCUCUGUGCGCAUGGAGCUCAUCCUGUUGCUUCAAGAGUCUCACCAGGAUGACUCCACUCAGCCGGCGGUGACGCCAUGUUGUCAGCCGACAUCCAUUCCUCUCCUGAUGGCGUGCACGUCCAACGUAAAGACGGUGGUCGCCAACCCCAUCGUCUACCUGACCAAUCUGGCCCAAGACAUCUUGAGGACCAUCAAUUCCCUCGACUCUCCUCCUCAUCCGGAUGUGGUUAACAAUGAGAUCUAUGUGCUGCACACGCUGGCUGCCUCCCUGUCAGCCUGUAUAUAUCAGUGUCUUUGUGAUGGACACACCCACAGCCAUGUGAACCAUUUCACAGGAAUCGUGUAUCAGAGUGUGUUGCUGUCUCAGAAGCCGCCACUCAGAACCGUCAGCAUGGACGAGUCCGUCCAGCCCAACACUUCCCCUGCACAGUGGCCAGGUAUCGCCUCUCUCAUUCGCUUGUUGAGCUCGGCAGGCGAGGAGAGCCAGCCGGGCUUAACUGUGCUGCUCUGUGAGAUCCUCACCGCCGUCUUCCUCAGUCUGUUUGUUCACGGCUUGGCCACUCACUCCAGCAACGAGCUGUUUCGCAUCGUGGCCCACCCACUCGACAGCAAGCUUUGGGUGGCGGUGUUCGGGGGAGGCGCCCGCACCCCUGUCAUCGACAAACUCAACAGCCCAUCAAGAACACCCCCGCCAGCCUCGCCAAGCAGCUCGGACAGGAAGUCCAGACGAUUCAGGCUCCUGACGCCACGCAGCGGCUCCAAGGACGACGCCGGGAACGAGCGGGAGAGCCCGUCUAGUGCCAAGCACGGCCCUGUGGUGGAACAGGAAGCUGCCUCCAUCUUUAAAGAACGAUUUGUCCCUCCAGAGCUCAGCAUUUGGGAUUACUUCAUUGCCAAGCCUUCGCUGCCACCAUCUGAAGACCGAAUAGAAUAUGACUCUGAGGAAAGCCAGGACAGUCAGGAUAAAGAGGAGGAGGAUGACUAUGAAUACGAAGACGUGUUUGACCCCAGCUCUCCGCAAAGGGAGCAUUCAAACCAUAAUUCCUACAGUUGGUGUUUGAUGAGACUGUCUAUGGUUCAGCUUGUGUUGGUCAACCUCAAGUCCUUCUACCCAAUGGCAGGAUAUGAUCUCUUGGAUCUGCCUGUGGUGUCUCCUCUGUGCCACGCUGUGCUGAAGACGCUGCAGCGAUGGGAGCAGGUGCUGCAGAAGAGGCUGGAGAUCUUCGGGGGCCCGCCUUCCAAGUACAUCUCCACCCUCCUCAAGGAUGAAACGGCUGCACCGGGCCCCGCCCUGCUCAGGCACAAGGCCUUGUUUGAACCUUCCAACACCCCGUUCAGAACGAGCCACCACUCGGCGCUUCCCGUGAAGCGUCUCUGGCAGUUUCUAGUCAAACAGGAAGAAGUGCAGGAGACGUUCAUUAGAAACAUUUUUACCAAGAAACGGGACCCGAAUGAGUCGGGUGAGGACCAGACUGACGAUAUGAAAUGUUCAGGGAUGGAGGAAAGAGGAAACAAUCAGACUGAGGCAGACCUCGGCUUCCCCGGAGGAAAGGCACGCAUCAUCCACAAGGAAUCUGACAUCAUCACGGCCUUUGCCAUCAACAAGGCAAACCGUAACUGUUUAGUCAUGGCCUCCACCCAUGACAUUCAGGAGUUGGAUGUGUCAUCCAUCUUGGCCACGCAGAUCUUGACAUGGAUCGAUGACGAGGACGCAGAAGUCAAAGGCGUUGGCGGCGACGACUUCCUGGUGGUCCAUGCGCGGGAUGACUUCGCCGCCCUGCACGGCACCACGCCGUACACUCACAGUAGCCCCGGCACCCCCAUCAACAUGCCGUGGCUGGGCGGGGUGCAGACGGGCCGCGGUGCAGCCGUGGUGAGCGCUCGACCUGGACUUAUGAUCAAAAGAAACAUAAACAAUGUGAGAAGAAUGACCUCCCAUCCCACGCUGCCUUACUACCUGACAGGCGCUCAGGAUGGGAGUGUGAGGAUGUUCGAGUGGGGUCACUCCCAGCAGAUCAUCUGCUUCAGAAGCCCCGGCAACUCCAGAGUCACCAGGAUACGAUUCAACCACCAGGGGAACAAGUUUGGGAUCGUCGACGCCGAUGGAGGUUUGAGUCUCUGGCAGACCAACACCAGCGGCAUCGCACCCAAGCCAUACCUGACGCUGCAGUGCCACAACAAGACGGCUCACGACUUUGUCUUCGUGGGCUCCUCCUCCCUCAUCGCCACCGCAGGGCUCUCGACCGACAACCGGAACGUGUGUCUGUGGGACACUCUGGUCACGCCUGCCAACAGCCUGGUGCAUGCUUUCUGCUGCCACGAGUCCGGGGCCACCGUGCUCUUGAUGGCCUCCAGGCAGCAGCUGCUUAUCAUAGGUGGCAGGAAGGGCUGGAUCAGCAUCCUGGAGCUCGCCCACAGGCACCAGCGCCAGAGCUUCCAGGCCCACGACUCGUCUGUCAAAGCUCUGGCUGUCGACCCGACGGAGGACUGCUUCAUCAGCGGAUCAGCUGAGGGCAACAUUAAGAUCUGGAGCCUCGCCACGAUGACGGCGCUCUACGCGUUCCCCAACGAGCACGCCCGCCAGUCGCUGUUCAGGAACCUCGGCACGGGCGUCAUGCAGAUCGAGGUGGGGCCGACCAAUCACAUCUUCUCCUGCGGCGCCGACGGCACCAUGAAGAUGAGGGUGCUCCCCGACCGCUUCGGUGUCGUCCACAACAACAACAACAACAACCACGGCGACCUCAAGAACGACGUCAAGCUCAUCAUAUAGGAGAGCGAGGUGGUUAACGCCGUUGAUUCAGAGAAUGUGGCGUCGGAACCUCGACGUCGAUGACGGCCGCCGCCAGAACAAUGGCCGCCAGUGUUAUUAACGGUGUAGAUGAAGAAAGGCUUUCGGGGGCGGGUUCAUAGGACUCAUUCACAGACAUCGGGGGUCCCGGAGACAAAUCACAGGAGCCUCUGAGUGUUGGGAGUGGAAGCGGGCGACGGACCGAGGAGUCGGGAGGAGCGGGCGAGUCGGGAGGCCGAAGAUCGUUCCUCGCCGUUUCUUCUGAGUUGAUAUCGGAGUCGACGGCGUCCGGCGGGCAGCGCGUCGUCCCGGAGUAUUUUUGAGGGGUUUCGGGCGUCGGCCUGUCGGACCCUGUCGAGCCACUCGGCGCCGCGCAGGAAACCGGUUUUAUGAAGGCGGAACGAUUUAAACGACUAAAACUACGCAAACACACUUUCUGCCGGAGAGACGACGACGGCCGUCUGGGUACGAGCGGCGCGUCCAACUCGCCGCCUCUCCGCCAGAAAGAGUUCACGUAUAAUCCCAAAAACACGGAGAGCAACGUGAUUUGAGUUUCCCCAACGGUUUCUUAAUUUAUUGUGGGGGUUUUUUGUGUUUUUUUUAUUUAUUUUUUAUGACUUGCAGACGACAUUUCUCUUCCUUCAUUUGCACAUCCACAUGUAUGAAGCUCCGAGGCCACGCCUUCGGUAUUGAGAUCAAUAUACAUGUGCAGGACGAGACCCGCUGGUAUAUUUAUGAGUAUUAUUAUAAGUGCCCUUAACCUCUGAGAUCGACUUCCACCACGCCGCUGAUACCAAUCAUUACUGAAGUGAAAUUAAAGCUACUCUGUGCACGCCACGAAUAAUAAUGUGUUCUUUUUUUAAUGUUCAACAUUCAGCUUGAGACCACGCAGCAGGACACGAUGGAAGCGAGGGGUCGACGAUCGGCUCGUUGUUUAUCGUCGGCCUUCAUGAAUCACCUUCGCCGUAUCCUCCGUGUGGCGUUCCUCCGCCGGGCGACUCUCACGUUGCCUCCGGCACACGGGAAAUCUGAUCCACGUCGUACGAAGUCUUCCUCGCGAACGAGGAAGAGGGCCACGCACAUCGAGUACGAUCCACCCGCGUCUCUGUUUCCUCCUCGACGCGGUCGGACUCGGGUGAAACGCGACGCGUUGAUUUCAGGAGGAUAAACUGAGGAAAAGCCUUUUAGAUGAAGCACAUUUAUGACGGUGUGUGUGUAUUCACAUGGAUCCAUAAACUACGCUCAUCACCAUGAGUAUAAUCAUAACGACGAGUCGUAGAUAUUACAAAAGCCACUAUGAAGAAUAUCGUUCUGACAAAUACAGGUAUAUUUAUGAAAUAGGUUCAUCUUUAGGGUUCUAGACUGAGCGACCAAAAGGCAGAUGUUAUGUAACUUCCUGCCGUUUCCUUUUCUCUCAUAUCGUCACCGUUUCUUUCUGUCGUUUCUUCUUCUCUCCCGAUGCGGCGUUGAGCAACGCUCUGGUUUUGGUCAAAGCCGUGUUUUCCUGCAGCCGCUGGAGAUUAAGCACUUUUUUCCAAGCGAUAUGUACUCCUCCCAAAACUGUAGAAUAAAAAUAUUUUUUAUCAACUUCCCUUUGCUGAACUAUUGCUUAUUGUCAUUUUCAGACGGUCCCGAGCCGCUCGGCGCUCCGUCACUCGUAGCUCACGCCGAGCCCUAAAGCUCAACUUGUCCCGCCUCAAUCUUGUAAAUGUGAAUUUGAUCAAAUAAUUCUAAUUUUAUAAUGUCAUGUAAAUCGAUGUAAUAUAUACAGACAAAUGUACCGGUGAAAUAAACAAAGAUUCUGUAACAUGA
Molecule: messenger RNA, 11582 nt
Organism: Pseudoliparis swirei
Lineage: Eukaryota; Metazoa; Chordata; Actinopteri; Perciformes; Liparidae
Gene: dmxl1
Product: dmX-like protein 1
Exons: 51
Coding region: 468-9752 (3094 amino acids)
Biological process (GO): vacuolar acidification
Cellular component (GO): RAVE complex
Molecular function (GO): protein binding
Source: RefSeq, a predicted model, not a curated record